Molecule: messenger RNA, 1869 nt
Organism: Penicillium riverlandense
Lineage: Eukaryota; Fungi; Ascomycota; Eurotiomycetes; Eurotiales; Aspergillaceae
Product: C6 finger domain-containing protein
Exons: 1
Coding region: 1-1869 (622 amino acids)
Source: RefSeq, a predicted model, not a curated record
AUGUCCCCACAGGAUUAUGAUGCUAUUUCAGAAUCGGACCUUGCGUUGGUCUUUGGUCACCAACAAUGGUACCCGCCUGGGCAGAUGUGCUUCGAGAACCCGCAGCCGGCGCUUGGAGAUUUAGAUCUGCCAGGGGUGACGUCUCUGGUGGCAGAUUACCCCCACGGUCUGGGUUUCUCAUGGAAUGAACAAUCCUUCCCCAGCCCAGAUGCAGCGGCAGCCGACCUUUCCUCGUCGUUACAGUCCAUGGGUGCAGACCCACCAGAAGGUGUACCUGAACCAGGGGCAGGCUACUCAGUGCGGGCUGGAUGUACCACAUUGCCCCCUUCAGCGUCUAGUCAGUCUCCAAAGAUGUUUUCCACUGAAGAAACGAGGGGCUCGGUGAGACCAAUUAGCAACGUCCUUUGCAGCGAGAGCCUGGCCAAUACCAUUGGCGAACAUGAAAAGUGGCUGCUUAAGCAUUUUGAGAAAAUUGUGCAGCCUCCCGCGGCUAUCUUAAUUGGAGGAAUGCGCAAGUGGCGUUGCCUUCAACGCUAUCUCAUUGAUCUCGGGCUGCAGAAUCAAUUGUUCUUGGACUCCUUGCUUUGCGUGACCGAGCUCUUAGCGGCGGAUGAAGAUCGGGGGGCAGCCAUCCAGCGGAGUAUCCAAAGGCAUCAAUCAGCCCAAGGGGAAUUGGAAGCAAUUAUGACUACGGGAUAUAGGAUAGACCAACAAGAAAGAGACAAACUCCUUGCUGCACUCUUUCUGCUUGCCUGGUUUGAGGUAAUCCACGACCACACUGCCAGCAACAACGACGGACUUUUCCCACGGCAUCUGGCGACUUGGAUAAUUGUCAACAAUUGUGAUUGGAACAAAUUCUCGCUGCAGCUUCUAUCAUGGUUCAAUACCCUGGAUAGCAAAGCCACGCAUCUUGGAGGCCACCCCUUGCUACCUCCCGAAACAUUGAGGAUUGUGAUGCAUUAUCCACUACAGACCACAACUACCUCCAACGAGGACGAAGAAAAUAUCGCCCGUUGCUGCUCCGUGCAAACUGUUUCAACCCUAUCUUUGUCCGGUGCUCGAUCUUGUGAUUAUCUUCAGCAAGGCAGAAAAGCCCCCAACCCUGUCCGCCAACUUAAUACGGGUUAUAUCAAACAUAUCGUCUUACAGACAAUGGUUCAGCCGGCAAUCAAAUGGUACCUGGAGUCACAACUGUAUUGCCGCCGAAUCAGUGCAUAUGAAAAGCAUAAUUGCGUUCGUUCCGCAGGAGACGCUGAAUACGAAGUAAUCAUAGGCUCUCAACGUCUAGAACAAGAACUGUGGGAACUUUGGAGGCGGAGGCCUACAACCAUGUCCUUGUCAGCCGAUGAGCUUAACCGGGCACUUCCGCCCGAUGUUGCUAUGCGACUCUGUGAGAUCUACUGUGUUCAUCUCGCUAGUUUCUGGAUUCUCUUCGUUUAUUUGCACCGAGUAAUAUGGGUUACACGUCCUCAUUCUCCGAUGGUACAGAUUGCUCUGGAAGAAACGUGGCACAAUCUGCAGAGCGCAUACGGAGAAGUAGUGGAUAACGGAAGAGAAAGAAUCUGCCAUCCGGCACUCAUGUGGCCUCUCUUCCUAUUUGGCAGUGAGUGCCCGGAUGAAGGCCGGCGCGCCUGGGCCAUCGAGCAGCUCGAAGCUCUCGGUGAAUCUAAACCAGUGAUGGCUGGCGAAGAGAGCCACGAUGAUGAGGCGCUCCCACCUUUCAAGCUCAGUGCAGGCGCAACCUUGAAUGCCCGACGAGCAGCGCUUCUUUUAAAGGAAUUGACGAAGAGACAAGUUCACUCCACUUCACGGAUAGAUUAUCAUGAUUUGUCCGUAGAGUUGUUUGGAUGCUAUUUUUCAAUUGUAUAG